Cyprinodon tularosa is the source of this 1283-nucleotide messenger RNA. Its product is annotated as zinc finger protein OZF-like. Lineage: Eukaryota; Metazoa; Chordata; Actinopteri; Cyprinodontiformes; Cyprinodontidae. The transcript is spliced from 2 exons. The coding region runs from base 68 to 1264 and encodes 398 amino acids. Gene Ontology annotation, cellular component: nucleus. The record is from RefSeq and is a predicted model, not a curated record.
CUCUACAUGCUGUCACUGGGAAUCCCCAGCAGCAGCUGCCUAAGGCCCAGUUUUUCUCCUACUGUUCAUGGCGACUGGAAGAAGAUAUCGGAGUAUUUCAGACCACCUUCAGGAUUAUGUUGGAAAUGAGGAGGAUUUCUCUGACCAGCAGCUCUGUGAACAGAGGAAUUCCAGUUCGGGUCAAGAGGAACCAGAACCUAUGCAGAUUAAAGAAGAGCAGCAAGAACCAGAACAUCCUUGGACCAAAGAGGAAAUCGUGGAGCUCCCCAUUAGUGAGCAGGAAGAGCAGCUUGUUCUGAAGCACGAUAAUGAAGAUACAGAGGAGAAACCUUUUCCAUGUUUGACAUGCCAGGAAAUAUUUCUGAAAAAAGAACAUUUAAUAGAUCACAUGAGAAAUCACACAGGUCUUAAGAUUUGUGAAUGUCUGUACUGUGGAAAAAGCUUCACUCAGAAAGCUGAACUUGAUAAACACAUUAGCGUUCACACAGGUGAGAAGCCUUUAGAAUGUUUGUCCUGUGGGAAGCGUUUCAACUUUAACUCUGAACUUAGUAAGCACAUAAGAACUCACACAGGUGAAAAGCCUUUCUCCUGUACAAUUUGUUACAAAAGUUUUACGCAAAAAGUUCAUUUGACUUCUCAUAUGAGAACUCACACAGGUGAGAAGCCUUUCAAAUGUCUGUCCUGUGGAAAAAGCUUCAGCUCUCAGUCUGAUCUUAAUAAGCACAUACGAAUUCACACAGGUGAGAAGCCUUUUGAAUGUCUGUCUUGUGGAAAAAGCUUCAGCUGUCAGUCUUAUCUUAAUAAGCACACACGAAUUCACACUGGUGAAAAGCCUUUCAAAUGUAUGUAUUGUGGAAAAAGCUUCACUAGUCAAUCUUAUCUUAAAUCACACAUCACAAUUCACACAGCCGAGAAGCCUUUCAAAUGUCCGUCCUGUGAAAGAAGCUUCAACUUUAGGUCUGAUCUUAAUAAGCAUAUAAGAAAUCACACAGGUGAGAGACCUUUCAAAUGUCUGUCCUGUGAGAAAGGCUUCAGCUUUAAGUCUGAUCUUGAUAGGCACAUAAGAAAUCACACAGGUGAGAAGCCUUUCAAAUGUCUGUCCUGUGAGAAAAGCUUCAACUUUAAGUCUGACCUUAAUAAACACAUAAGAACUCACACAGGUGAGAAGCCUUUCUCCUGUAAUGUUUGUGAUAAAAGUUUUACUCAAAAGAGUAUGUUGACUAGGCACAUGAUGACUCAUGUGAGAAACAUUUUUCCUCCAUGACAAAUUAAAUAAAUCGAAA